AUGCUUGAAGAGCUUUUUAAGUCCUCCACUUCACUUUUGCUUUUGGGGGUCAUCAUUGGCCUGUUGAUCAUUCAGAUUCUUUUAUCCAGCUUCAGCUCUAAAGAAAGGAGAGCGCCUCCAGGACCCAAACCUCUUCUUCUGCUCGGUAACCUGCUACAGGUUGAUCUCAAGAGGCUCGACAAAUCUCUCUUUGAUCUUUCUAAAAGAUAUGGACCAGUGUUUACAGUCUACUUUGGACUAAAGAAGGUCAUAGUCAUAGCAGGUUACAGGACAGUCAAACAGGCUCUGGUAAACCAUGCUGAAGAGUUUGGAAACAGAGAAGUCACGCCCAUCUUCUAUGACUUUACCAAAGGACAUGGAAUACUAUUUUCCAAUGGUGACUCGUGGAAGGAAAUGAGGCGCUUUGCUUUAGGUACCCUGAAAGAUUUUGGAAUGGGCAAGAGGAUUAAUGAGGGAAAAAUCAUUGAGGAAUGUCACUAUCUGAUCCAAGAAUUUGAGCAGCAUCAAGGGAAAGCCUUCAACAAUAGCCAGACAAUUGUUUAUGCUGCUUCAAACAUUAUAUCAGCUAUAAUGUUUGGAAAGAGGUUUGAAUACAAAGAUCCUGUCUUCCAAGCUAUGGUGGAAAGAGACAAUGAGUCCAUCCGUCUGACGGGAUCAGCUUCCCUCCUGAUAUACAACAUAGUUCCGUGGCUGGGACCAUUUCUUAAAGACUGGAGGGAUUUGAUGAAAAAUGUUGAAGACAACAAGGCGGAGAUGAAAAGGAUCAUAGGAAACCUUAAAGAGACUUUCGACCCUGAGAUGUGCAGAUGCUUUGUUGAUGCAUUUCUGAUUCAUAGGCAAAAACUGGAGGCGAAUGUAACAUCUCUGCUCAUUACACUUGUGAUCCUACUUGUUUUCUAUCUAAUCUGCACCAUCCUUGCUUCUGAGAGAAAUUACCCUCCAGGUCCCAGGCCACUGCCACUGUUUGGCAAUUUGCUACAGUUGAAUCGUCAGCCGCUUCACAUUGCGCUCUAUGAGCUGUCCAGGAAGUAUGGCCCAGUAUCCACUGUCCAUUUGGGGCCCAAAAAGACAGUGGUGCUGGCAGGUUACAAGACGAUCAAGCAAGCUCUGCUGAAUGUUGAUGCCUUUUCAGACAAAGAAAUACUUCCAAUUAUUAGUGACUUAAAAUUAACUCAUGGAAUUGUUUUUGCCAGUGGGGAUUCAUGGAGAGAGAUGAGGCAUUUUGCAUUAACAAACUUAAAAGAGUUUGGAAUGGGAAAGACGGCAAUCGAAGAAAAAAUCAUAGAGGAGUCUGAGUGCCUGAUUGAAGUAUUUGAAGAAAAAAAAGGUAAAGCCUUUGACACUGCUGAGGCUGUAAGCUCUGCUGUUUCCAAUAUCAUCUGUUCGAUUGUUUAUGGUAAAAGAUUUGAAUAUGAUGACCCAGAGUUCAGAGUGAUGUUGAGUCGAGCUAUUAGGAAUACUCAACUCCUGGGCUCUGCUUCAGUGCAGUUAUAUAACUACUUUCCUAUGCUGUUCAGUUGGGUUAAAGCCCGCAAAGAGCUGAUAGAGAACGCCUUUGCUAAUAGAAGACAAAUAGCAGCACUGAUCAAAGGUUUAGAGGACACCCUUGAUCCACAGAUGUGCAGAGGUUUGGUGGAUUCAUUUCUCGCUCGGAAGAUUCAGCUUGAGGCAUCUGGAAAUAUAGAUAAAAAUAUAAGUUCUCACUAUCACGAAGACAACCUACUGAUUACUGUUGUCAACCUAUUUACUGCUGGCUCAGAAACUACAUCUACUACUAUAAGAUAUGGCUUAAUGUUCAUGGCCAAGUACCCUGAAAUACAAGACAAAGUCCAUGAGGAACUGGAUCAGGUAGUAGGAAAUCGCCAGGUCCGAGUGGGAGACAGAAAGAGCCUGCCAUUCACUGAUGCUGUCAUCCAUGAAAUACAAAGAGUGAUUAAUACUACACCUUUUAUUACACGUUGCGUUUCACAAGAUGUCACCUUUCAGUCCUACUUCAUUAAGAAGGGAACCCCAGUGAUUGGUCUGCUUUCAUCAGCUCACUGGGAUGAGAAUAACUGGGAAAAGAGUUCCACUUUCAAUCCAGCCCAUUUCCUGGAUGAGAAAGGCAAUUUUAGAAGGAGAGAGGCUUUUAUCCCAUUCUCUGUAGGGACGAGGGUUUGUGCUGGAGAGAGUCUGGCCAAGAUGGAGCUUUUCCUUUUCUUUGCCUCCCUCCUCCAGCGCUUUCGAUUCACUCCCCCACCUGGAAUGACUGGAGAUGACCUGGAUCUGACACCAGUUGUAGGCUUCACCCUCACCCCUUUACCUCAUAAGCUCUGUGCCAUGAGCAGAGUUUGAAGAUUAAAAGUGUAGAACUGACAAAUGGUAUUUUUCUUUAACCAUUUUGGUUACACAAAACCACAAAGAACAAGCUGUAGGAGUUUGAUCUGCUUGUUCUUAUGAAAGGGUAUUGUUGUCAUUGUUAAAGCCUUAACCCUGAUUAAAACCAUGUUUGACACUGUUUUUAAACACACCUAUGAUAAAUCCCUUGAGUGGAGUUUUUAAA
This is a messenger RNA of Pelmatolapia mariae (spotted tilapia), 2542 nucleotides long. RefSeq names its product cytochrome P450 2K1-like. Gene Ontology annotation, cellular component: cytoplasm; intracellular membrane-bounded organelle. Lineage: Eukaryota; Metazoa; Chordata; Actinopteri; Cichliformes; Cichlidae. Bases 1 to 2334 code for a protein of 777 amino acids. The transcript has 14 exons. Gene Ontology annotation, molecular function: heme binding; iron ion binding; oxidoreductase activity, acting on paired donors, with incorporation or reduction of molecular oxygen, reduced flavin or flavoprotein as one donor, and incorporation of one atom of oxygen. Gene Ontology annotation, biological process: xenobiotic metabolic process. The record is from RefSeq and is a predicted model, not a curated record.